UAGGGAAAGCGAAGAAGAGCAUGCUGCUACACAGCACCCUGGCUUGUGCUUCCAGCUAACAGCGGUUUGUCUGUGUUUCUGGACUGAAGUGACUGAUGAAAAACAGUAGUCAAGUCUGGAGGGUGAUUCCCUUUCAGUUCACUUGCCUUUCAGUCCUGGGGAAAUUAGAAGAUUUGCGCUCUCUCUCUGCUUCUUAGAAUGGGCUGCAAUUUGUGCACUUUUCAGAAAAGAGAGGAACACUACAAACUGCUGUAUGAAGUUUCCCAGGUCAAUGGGAAGGAUCUCUCAAAGGCCACCCAUGAAGAGGCAGUGGAAGCUUUUCGAAAUGCCAAGGAGCCCAUUGUGGUCCAGGUGCUAAGGCGAACACCUCUCAGUAAACCAGCCUAUGGGACAGCCCCAGAAGUGCGGCUCGUGAACGCCAGCACUCAGACGGACAUCACCUUUGAACAUAUCAUGGCCCUGGCCAAACUUAGGCCACCCACUCCUCCAGUGCCCGACAUCUGUCCAUUUCUGCUCUCAGACAGCUGCCAUUCUCUUCAUCCGAUGGAGCGUGAAUUUUAUGAGGACAAUGAGUAUCUUUCCAGCUUGCCUGCUGAUGCAGACAGAACAGAGGACUUUGAAUAUGAGGAGGUCGAGUUGUGUCGUGUUAACAGUCAAGAGAAGCUGGGCCUGACAGUCUGUUACCGAACGGAUGAUGAAGAAGACACCGGCAUUUAUGUCAGCGAGGUAGAUCCAAACAGCAUUGCUGCCAAAGAUGGCCGGAUUCGAGAAGGGGAUCGUAUUUUGCAAAUAAAUGGGGAAGACGUCCAGGAUCGAGAGGCGGCGGUGGCCCUGCUGUCUAGUGAUGAGUGCCGGAGAAUCGUGCUGCUGGUCGCAAGGCCGGAGAGUCAGCUGGAUGAAGGCUGGCUGGAAGAUGAAAGGAAUGAAUAUUUAGAGGAGUUAAACUUGUCGAUGUUGGAAGAACAGCAUAAUGAAGCAAUGCAGCGCACUGCCGGUGAGGUGGAGCAGCCAAAAAAACAAGAAGAAGAAGAAGGCACAACAGACACGGCAACAUCUUCAUCCAACAACCACGAGAAGGACAGUGGAGUGGGGCGCACAGAUGAAAGCUUGCGGAACGAUGAGAGCUCAGAGCAGGAGAAUGCAGCCGAGGAUCCCAAUGGCACAUCUUUGAAGAGCAAGAGAGAGCUGGGGCAGAGCCAAGACACUCUGGGAAGCAUUGAACUUCAGUGUAAUGAGAGCUUCGUGUCUGGUGAAUACAUUGACUCAGACUGUAUUGGCAACCAAGAUGAGGAGUGUGAAAGGUUUCGGCAGCUCUUGGAGCUCAAAUGCAAGAUUCGGAAGCAUGGAGAGUAUGACCUGUAUUACUCAAGCAGCACAAUAGAAUGCAAUCAAGGGGGACGAGAGGGAGUGGAGCACGAACUACAGUUGCUUAAUGAAGAACUAAGAAACAUUGAACUUGAGUGCCAAAAUAUCAUGCAGGCUCACAGGCUCCGGAAAGUGACAGACCAGUAUGGAGAUAUCUGGGCAUUGCACGAUGGAGGAUUCCGAAAUUAUAACACCAGCAUAGAUACACAGAGGGGAAAACUAGAUGACAUCCUCGAACACCCAGAAAAGUCAGACAAAGACAGUUCUAGUGCUUACAACACAGCUGAAAGCUGCAGAAGCACUCCACUCACUGUGGACCGUUCCCCUGACAGUUCCCUUCCAAGAAUGAUCAACCUCACCAAUAAGAAAAACCUGAGAAGCACAAUGGCAGCCAAUCAGUCCUCUUCUGGACAGAGUAGUAAAGAGUCAACCAAAGCCAAAACCACUGAACAAGGUUGCAGCGUUGAAGGCAAAGAGAAGAAGACUUCAGAAAGCAGCAAGCUUUCUGAUCCAGAGAAGACCAGCGGUGAACACAUCCCUUACCUCUCUCCUUACCAUAGCUCCUCCUAUAGAUAUGCAAACAUCCCAGCACAUGCCCGGCAUUAUCAAAGCUACAUGCAGUUAAUUCAACAGAAGUCCGCAGUCGAGUUCGCUCAGAGUCAGCUCAGCUUGGUGAGCGUGUGCAAGGAGUCUCAGAAGUGCUCAGAACCCAAGAUGGAAUGGAAGGUGAAAAUCAGGAGUGACGGGACACGGUACAUCACCAAGAGGCCCGUGAGGGACCGCAUUCUGAAGGAGCGUGCCUUAAAGAUCAAGGAGGAGCGGAGUGGCAUGACGACGGAUGAUGACACCAUGAGUGAGAUGAAAAUGGGGCGCUACUGGAGCAAAGAGGAGAGGAAGCAACACCUGGUGCGGGCCAAAGAGCAGCGGCGCCGCCGAGAGUUCAUGAUGCGGAGCCGGUUGGAGUGUCUCAAGGAGAGUCCCCAGAGUGGCAGCGAGGGCAAGAAGGAGGUCAACAUCAUUGAACUGAGUCACAAAAAGAUGAUGAAGAAGAGAAACAAGAAAAUUUUGGACAACUGGAUGACAAUCCAAGAACUGAUGACCCAUGGGGCCAAGUCCCCUGAUGGCACACGAGUCCCUAAUGCCUUUUUGUCAGUCACCACGGUAUGACCGAAUGGAUGGAAGGCAGCUGACUUUCAGAGGGUGCUACCAGUUUCGGUAGAGGAUGCUUGCCUCGUUCAAUGUGGCGUUUUUAUAUAUAUUUUGU
Balaenoptera ricei (Rice's whale) is the source of this 2629-nucleotide messenger RNA. RefSeq names its product PDZ domain containing ring finger 4 (gene PDZRN4). Gene Ontology annotation, molecular function: protein binding. The record is from RefSeq and is a predicted model, not a curated record. NCBI's taxonomy places the organism in Eukaryota, Metazoa, Chordata, Mammalia, Artiodactyla, Balaenopteridae. Bases 199 to 2532 code for a protein of 777 amino acids. The transcript has 8 exons.